UCUGGUUGAUUAGGAAAUUAAAAAAGAAAAAAGAAAACUAAAAACAGUAAAGAAGGUGAUUGGAAUCCUCACCCAGCACCAGGAAUCCUUCACCCUUUUCCCCUUCUUUUCCUUUUAUGUGGAGCAACUUCUUUCCUUUCUUUCCUUUCCCUUGUAUGCUUUUGCCGUCUGUUUUCCUCUCUUUCUCCAAGCAAGCAAUUUAAAAUUUUCUCUUUUAAUCCCUCCCUCUCCGCUUUUCUUCUCUGAUCAAACACAAAUCUUCCCUUCGGAUCGUGAAAGAAAGAGAAAAAAACCAUGGCGGAAGAACACAGAUGCCAAGCGCCGCGUUUGUGCGUAAACAACUGCGGAUUUUUCGGGAGUCCGGCGACGCAAAAUCUUUGUUCUAAAUGUCACCGAGAUCUUCAGUUAAAGGAGCAACAAUCUUCCUCGGCGAAACAAGCCCUUAACCAAACCCUGAUCUCGUCCUCCGCACAAUCAUCGUCAUCAUCGGCUCCCUCUCCGGCCGUGGAUGUCUUGCAGAAGACGGUUACGGCUUCGGCGCCGAUCGUGAAAGGGGAAGAAAAGAAAGAUGUUGUGGCUGCGGCGGCCGUGCCGGUGGCUAGUGGCGUGAACAGGUGUUUGAAGUGUCCGAGGCGCGUGGGACUGACGGGCUUCAGGUGCAGGUGUGGGUCGUUGUUUUGUUGGCGCCACAGGUACCCGGAACAGCACGAAUGCACGUUUGAUUUCAAGGAGAUGGGCAAAGAGCAGAUCAGCAAGGAUAAUCCAGUUAUUAAGGCUGAAAAGCUUCAAAAGAUUUGAGAUAAUUGUUACGUGUUUUACGGCGUCGUUUCAUGUGGGUCGUCAGCGGCGGAUGUGAUGGUUGUUGGUGUUGGGUGGGGGUAGGGGUAGGGGUAGGGGUAGGGUGGGGUUAAUAUUGUCAAAUUGUGUGGUGUUAUGUAAAUUCCAAUUAUAUUUUAAGCUUUUAAUUAAAUAUAAUCGUAAUUUGUGUUUUAGUUUUA
This is a messenger RNA of Mangifera indica (mango), 998 nucleotides long. RefSeq names its product zinc finger A20 and AN1 domain-containing stress-associated protein 3-like. The transcript is spliced from 2 exons. The coding region runs from base 295 to 798 and encodes 167 amino acids. Gene Ontology annotation, molecular function: DNA binding; zinc ion binding. Lineage: Eukaryota; Viridiplantae; Streptophyta; Magnoliopsida; Sapindales; Anacardiaceae. The record is from RefSeq and is a predicted model, not a curated record.